Molecule: messenger RNA, 1480 nt
Organism: Thamnophis elegans (Western terrestrial garter snake)
Lineage: Eukaryota; Metazoa; Chordata; Lepidosauria; Squamata; Natricidae
Product: hepatocyte growth factor-like
Exons: 5
Biological process (GO): proteolysis
Molecular function (GO): serine-type endopeptidase activity
Source: RefSeq, a predicted model, not a curated record
AGGAAGACAUUUCUGUGGUGGAUCACUGGUGAAAGAAGAUUGGGUCCUGACAGCCAAGCAGUGUUUCCUCUCUCGGCAUAAUCUCAAAGACUAUCAGGCUUGGCUCGGCAUCCAUAAUGUGGAAAGAGCUCAUGAAGAAAAGCAUAAGCAAGUCCUGAAUAUUUCCCAGCUGGUCUACGGGCCUGAAGGAUCAGAUAUAGUUUUACUGAAACUUUCCAGACCUGCAGUAAGCAAUAAUGCUGUGGCUAUUAUCCGCCUGCCCAUUUCUGGUUGCACCAUUCCAGAUGGGACCACGUGCAGCGUUUACGGAUGGGGACACACAGGAACAAGGAAUUUUGACGGGCAACUUCAGGAAGCAAAUAUGAUCAUUAUGGGGAAUGAACGCUGCAGUCAAGAUUUUGGAGGAAACGUCGUUCUGAAGGAAUCAGAAAUGUGUGCGCGAGCCGAGAGCAUCGGCAGUGGAACUUGUGAGCGGGAUUACGGUGGCCCACUGGUCUGCGAACAGAAUAGAAUCAAGAUCGUAACGGGAGUGAUUAUUCCCGGACGAGGAUGUGCGGUUCCCAAACGGCCCGGGAUAUUCGUCAAGGUGGCUUACUACUCCAAAUGGAUACACAAGAUCUUAAUGACAUACAGGUCGUAGCUGAAGAACCCUACCAAGGAGGGAGGAAAAUGCCACUUCUAGGGACACUGGAGGAUAGUGGGAAAUUGCAUUGCGAGUGAGAAAACUUGGACUUUUCUGGUGGGUGGGAGAGGGGAAAUGUUGUCCAUCAAAUAUUAACUUGAUAAUAGUCAAGUUUAACAGAUGUUUGUGGCUCUUCCUGUCCCAUUCUGCCUCUGGCUGCGUUGCGUGGGGUAAGCCAAAUGCCGUGACUUAUUUCCUGAAUAUACUUGAAUAGGAAAGCAAAUCUUCUAACAUGGUGGCUGGAGAAAUACACAUUGUCUACACUUAGCCCAGUUGUUGUUGUUCUUCUAGGCUGCUGUUUAGGAGAGCUUUGUUAACAGGCAUAAACACACACUGACAUUUGCAGUUCCUUUCCUACACCCAGCUCUGAAUUCAUCUUUAAGGCGCCAUGAAAUGUGUGCAUAAGUCGGGGACAAUGUCAUCCCUUACAUUGUUUCAUUGUGUUUUCAUUCCUUUAUCAGUGGCUUUCUGGAUGUGUGACCUGGUUGAGCAACUAAUUCACGUGGUCCAUUCCAUCGUGGUAGGGAAAGCCAUCCCAACAAUGAGGAUGUAGUUUUUCUGGAGGAGUCCAUAAAUGGGUACCAACAUGGGUUGGGUGUUGAUCCAAUAACAGGUUCUACUAGCUCUCUAUGUCCAAGCUUACUCUGAAGGUUAUCUCCUUCUUCACUGAUGCAAUGGCACAUAGAGAUGACGAAUUGGAAGUGGAGUGGAAAAUGACCAACAUCAUCUUAUGUUAUGUUAUGUUAUCUUAUCUUAUCUUAUCUUAUCUUACCUUAUCUUCUUAUCUUAGAUCUUAGA